Messenger RNA from Triticum aestivum (bread wheat), 834 nucleotides. RefSeq lists its product as uncharacterized. Bases 52 to 588 code for a protein of 178 amino acids. The transcript has 2 exons. The record is from RefSeq and is a predicted model, not a curated record. NCBI's taxonomy places the organism in Eukaryota, Viridiplantae, Streptophyta, Magnoliopsida, Poales, Poaceae. Gene Ontology annotation, molecular function: protein binding.
UCUCCGCUCCGCUGCAACUUCUACGUACGAUCCAAACCAAGCAGCGCAUCAAUGGCAUCGCCACCGUCGUGGUCCGAUGAUCUCCUGGAUCUCUUCACCGCCGGCCUCCAUGCGGCAUGCAGUCCCAGGCGGCGCUCCAUUGCUUCUAAGCCGUCUUCUUCGCCGUGGUCGGAACUCCCAGAGGAUAUCCUAGGCCUCGUGUUGGCCGGGCUCCCUAACCUGGCAGAUCGCGCCCGCUUCCACGCGGUGUGUCGAUCCUGGCGCUCCUCCGCUCCCCCUCCGCCGCAACUACCAUGGAUGCAGACGGUGCUACGUUCCUGGCAAGCAGUUUCCUCUCAGCUUCCAUGGCAGCAGUGGCCUUGGAAUUGGAUUCACUCCGUGUGCCGCCGUCCGUCCAUCCCCUCAUCACUGCCGCAGCGGCCUUGGAUCGUGCUGCCCGGCGGCUUCUACAAUCACGACGGUAUCUACACUUACAUUAAAGAGUGCACAGGACACGGAUCCAACGCCACUGGCAAUCAGGAGUACACCCCGUUCAAACGCUCCAACAUCAACAGCUCCUUCCCUGACAACUUGCGAUGCAAUAGUUAACAGUUACGCCAUAUGCAUGUCACAAUGCAGCAAUCGGAUACAUUUUUGUUUGGUGAUGCUGCAAUAAUAGGCGUUGUUAUCAAGCAGGUUUGUGCUGUCCACGGUGACGUAGAGACGAUGGUUUUCAUUUUGUUUUCAUUGAACUGCAGAUAAUUUCAUUGACCUUAAGUAUCGCUAUCAUGCUUCUUCCUAUUGUGCAUUACUCAGGGCCGUCUCCAGGAAUUCGGGGGCCCGGUGCGAAAAGAA